Molecule: messenger RNA, 1206 nt
Organism: Opisthorchis viverrini
Lineage: Eukaryota; Metazoa; Platyhelminthes; Trematoda; Opisthorchiida; Opisthorchiidae
Exons: 5
Source: RefSeq, a predicted model, not a curated record
UUGAAUGCGGAGGAUGAAAUAAUCGUCAUAAAGGAAACUACUCAUAAGGUUGCUGAAAACCCUUUGACAGCCCACGACCGGUUUCGCCCUUCCAGUUCGGGCUCAUCGGGUAGGCGCAGUCCCCGAGAUUCCGUCAACCUUGUGUUCUACUUGAACCCAAAUUGGACCGUAUUCGAGAAGUACACCCAUUUGCAAAUCAAUUUGAUGGCUCAGUGGUGGGAGCGCGAAUUCACUGACCGUGGUUCAAACCCGAUCUCUGCCCCUCGUCCUCCCCUGUCUAGGCUUGUGCAACCUGGCAAUAUCCCAGCCCUCGUGCAACCUUCGAGUGGCAUGGCAGUUAGGCACCUUAAGGGUGAGACAGCGGAACGAUUUACUCAUUCAUUUAUUUGGUAUGUGGGGGAGACGUUUCUCGCAACCACUUACACAUGGCUCAGUGGUAGGAGCGCGAAUUCACUGACCGUGGUUCAAACCCGAUCUCUGCCCCUCGUCCUCCCCUGUCUAGGCUUGUGCAACCUGGCAAUAUCCCAGCCCUCGUGCAACCUUCGAGUGGCAUGGCAGUUAGGCACCUUAAGGGUGAGACAGCGGAACGAUUUACUCAUUCAUUUAUUUGGUAUGUGGGGGAGACGUUUCUCGCAACCACUUACACUUGGCACGAUAUUCGAGAUAUCGCAGUGUAUUUUCGUAAAGGAAACUACUCACAAGGUUGCUGAAAACUCCUCGACAGCCCGCGACCGGUGUCACCGAACCCCGAAAAGGGCGAAACCGGUCGUAGGCUGUCGAAGAGUUUUCAGCAACCUUGUGGGUUGUUUCCUUUAUGAAAAAAAUAACAGAUACUCUACUCUUUUAUGGAAUGUUGCGACAUACACACAAAUUGCGCACCUCGCAGCUUGUUCCAUUGCAAAGCAGAAACUGAAAACAACACUCGCCUCGGCACAUAGCGUUUCGGCAUGCGUGGCACGUGAACAAAACUGUCCAGCUGUAGCACCCUUUCGUUGCCUAACUGUCAUGCCACCCAAAGGUUGCACGAGAGCUGGGAUACUGCCAGGUUGCCCAAGCCUAGGCAGGAGAAGUCGAGAGGCAGAGGUCAAGUUCGAACCACGGACCUUUCGGUCAGUAAAUUCGCGCUCUAACCACUUGGGCUAUCUCACCCCCCAGCGUGGCACAUGGUUGAUCCAACAAAUUCGACAGUGCAAUACAUCAGUAUGA